Messenger RNA from Penicillium waksmanii, 3543 nucleotides. Its product is annotated as GAF domain-containing hybrid sensor histidine kinase/response regulator. The coding region runs from base 1 to 3543 and encodes 1180 amino acids. The transcript is spliced from 6 exons. Gene Ontology annotation, biological process: phosphorylation; phosphorelay signal transduction system. Gene Ontology annotation, molecular function: phosphorelay sensor kinase activity. The record is from RefSeq and is a predicted model, not a curated record. Lineage: Eukaryota; Fungi; Ascomycota; Eurotiomycetes; Eurotiales; Aspergillaceae.
AUGGAGACGGAUCACAGCGCAGGCCGUCGCGCCCGAGAGAUGUAUCGAUACUUUCGACCAGAGCGCCUAGCAACAAUCUCCGAGAAAGUUGCAUUAUCCAGCGGCACUCCGUCCCUGCGAGGUCAAGUAGCUCGCGAUGAUCAAUCCACCCAACAAAACAGUGACCUUUCAGUGUCAACGCAGCCAAGCACCACGCAAAGCUCGCAAGAAUCAUUGACUGCGUUGGGAUCUUUGCCCGACCCUAUGGUAUUGGGAGAAUCUAAUACGACAUUAAAUUCCUUUGCGCAAUUGGCUGCGUUACGUUUAAAUGUAGACCGGGUAUUCGUCAGUGUAUCCAAUCGUGAUUCGCAAUUCAUUAUUGCCCAAGCCGCUCAAAAUAUGAAAGGCGAUGUCAAAUACGAUUUCCUUGGUGACGGCGUGUAUACCGGUUGCUCGACACUCGAUGCCAGCUCAUGGAAUAUGUGCCAGGAUACCAUUGCACUAGCUCCAUCUAAUCGACUAACGGGGGAAUACAACUUCCUGGUAUCAAACGACCUCAGCCAAGAUGACCGCUACAAAACUCUCCCUUUUGUGAAAGAGGAGCCAAGCUUUCGAUUCUAUGCCGGGACACCACUCACAACUGAAAGCAAUAUCAAUUUGGGCUGCUUCUUUGUUCUGGAUACCAAACCUCAUGAUGAAUUCACCCAUUUUGAGAAAGAGACCAUGGGACACAUGGCAAUGCUCAUUAUGGACUUUCUCAAGGUCAGCCGUGAGGCGUCUGAGGGUCGCCGAGCUUCCCGCUUGUCUCGUGGUUUAAGUUGCUUCGUUGAGGGACACUCAAGCCUCGCGAGUAACGAACAAGACUCCACUGCGGAAAAAAACUAUCAAAGACCUGGCAGAUCACUCGAAACUAGCGCCAGUCGCAUCUCGAAAGACCAACUGGAUGUUCGCAGUCUCUCGUCUGGACGGUCUAUAUCUCGCGGCAGUAGCGCAUGCUCCUUCGACUCUGCCUCUGAACUAACGGAUGAGAAAUCUAUUCCAUCCAGCUUCGAUUCAAACUAUGGCCAUAACUGGCCCCAGGCCAAGGGGAAAUAUGACGGGGAGACUCAUCGAGGGAAUUCGUGGACAUUCCGACGGGCGGCCAACUUAAUUCGUGAAAGCCUCGAGCUGAAAGGAAAUGACGGCGUUGUUUUUGUUGAAGCUGGCAACGAUUUAAUGCACAAUAUUGGGUCUGACAGCGAGUUUUCGAGCUCAGUGGACAACAGCAAGGCCGUUACUGUUCUGGGGCUAUCUACAGAAGACGGUGGCAUGGAAAGGAAAACGCCUGUAUCCCGCUCGAUUACAAACCUCGACGAGGACUUCUUGCGUCGGCUGCUUAAUCGCUAUAGCAGAGGAAAUGUCUGGUCCUUUCAUAGGGAUGGCUUGUUAUCCAGCUCCGAUAGUGAGGAAUCCGAAGGAUCAUCUGAACCCCGUGGGAGGAAGAAUCCAUCUUUAAAACGAAUGAAGGCGCAAAAGAGGAAAACCACAGAGAAUUCGAUUCUCAACAAAGGCUUCCCCGGGGCAACCCAGAUUCUUUUCGUGCCCUUGUGGAAUCCGGCCCAGUCGCAAUGGUUCGGUGGCUUCUUCUGUUGGAACACGAUCGAAAGCAAUGUUUUCAACCCAUCAGUGGAGCUCAGCUCAUUAUUGGGGUUUGGUACUUCAAUCAUGUCAGAAUGCAGUCGGGUCGAUUCACUUAUUGCUGACCGACAAAAGGGUGACUUCUUGGGCAGUAUCUCUCAUGAGCUUCGCAGCCCUCUUCACGGAGUACUAGCAGCAGCAGAGAUGAUGCAAAGCACAGAACUAACGCCAUACCAAAGCUCAAUGAUGGAAACCAUCGAUGCUUGUGGCCGAACUCUGCUUGACACGAUGAACCAAGUUUUGGAUUAUAGCAAGAUCGUGUCCCUUGAGAAACAGCUACGGCAUUUGAAAAAGCGAGGGGGACCAGUCGCCCAAUCUCCAAAUGAAACAUCGCUCUGCGGCUCAUCUGGACCUGAAGAGGUAGUGGAAGGGGUGAGUCUUGGUCAUCAGUAUAGCCAACAACCUCAAUCUUCUGGUUAUGCGUCAAUGCCUUCAGCCCCAGGUGGUGUUUCUGAACCACACGUUCUCGUGGAUCUGGAUAUCGCGCAUCAUAAUUGGGUAUAUUCCACUGCACCCGGAGCCCUUCGACGAAUCAUCAUGAAUAUUUUCAGCAACGCAAUGAAAUACACCUCCGAGGGCCACGUUUCGGUGCGCCUUGAGGUAAAGGAAAACUCCGAAAACUGGCAUCAACAGACACAAAUGGCAGAUAUGGUGACAUUGACAGUAUCCGACACUGGCAAAGGCAUUUCUGACGACUUCCUCCGUGGGCGAUUAUUUGUACCAUUCGCGCAGGAAGAUACGCUAGCAAGUGGAUCCGGUCUUGGUCUUUCCAUUGUUCGCAGUCUACUCAAAUCACUGGACGGAAAUAUCAAUGUGCAAACCCAAGUUGGCAAAGGGACUACUGUCAAAGUCACUGUGCCACUCUAUCGUUCAGAGCCAGAUGAUUGUGUGAAUAAUAUACGCUCCAUGUCGCAAAUGCGGCGGCAAGAGAUGACGACUGAUCUGAACUAUAUUCGGAGAGACUUUCCUGGACGCAAGGUUGCCAUUCGGGGGCUGCAACCUGACAGCGUUUCGAAGCACCCAUUCUGGUCAACUAUCUCCCAUUAUCUAACCGAUUGGUUCGGCCUGGAACUGGUCUCACCAUCAUCAGAGGCGACCAUCGAUAUACUCCUGGUCGAUGAAAUUCCUUCGCAGUCCGAGAUUAACGAGAAACUCACCAGCAAGCCGUCAUUCUUGUUAGUGGAUACUAAAGGGGUUGGGCACGAUUCGAUGAAAGUCAAUUCGCUUCCGGCUAAAUUCGCGAAUAUCAUCCACCCUCCCUGUGGUCCACAUAAGCUUGGGAGACUUAUUCGAAAAUGUUUAGAGCAGCCACUUUCGCUUCCUGCUAUUUCUGAUCUCUACAUUGUGCCUGAAACCCCGAAUCCACCAGUCAACCAACAACCCGAAUCAAAACCUAACAGUACUUCGGGCGCUAUCAGUGCCACACCACCCCAAAAUUUUAACAACAAACACGAAGGCCGCAUUCUCGUCGUCGAAGACAACAAGAUUAAUCUCAACUUGAUGCUUACGUUCCUGAAGAAACGAAACAUACCGACUCUGGACUCGGCUGAAAAUGGUCAACUGGCCGUUGCCGCCGUGCAAGAAAAGGCCCAAGGCUACGAUAUCAUAUUCAUGGACCUAUCGAUGCCGGUCAUGGAUGGAUUCGAAGCAACGCGGAAUAUCCGUGCAAUCGAGAAAGAGCGCAAUACCGGUGAAAAACCGGCCAUCAUCAUCGCUCUUACUGGGUUGAGCAGUCAUAAAGAUGAAUCUGAGGCCAUCGAGUCUGGAAUCAAUUUAUUCUUGACAAAACCGGUCGCAUUCAAGCAAGUCACGAAGAUUCUCAAUGAGUGGCAAGAGAGAGGCUCAGUGGAGCCGAUGCAGGCAGCUCAACAUGAGGUUUCUGCAUAG